AGGGGUCCUGAUAGGCAACUCCUCCCACACGUGGAUGCCGGUUUGCAGUAAGUUUCAUCAGAAAAGAAACUGAACCGGUUUUAUAACAAAAAGCAGAUCGGGGGAAAUCUGUAACUCAGAGAAAAUCAGGUUGAUCUGCUGCACACACAACUUAAGAAAGAGUCCUUUCCCUUUUUUAUUUUCCGUUCCGUUCUCCAGGAUGUCCACUCUCUACGUCUCUCCUCAUGCGGAUGACUUCCGCAGCCAGACCGUCCUCAUAGCUGCUGAGUUCACGCCCCCUUCAUCCAGACCCCGGGUCCAGACAGGGGGCGGAACCUCGCCGGCCACGCCCCUUCCCUCUCUGGUGACAGAUGGGGGGCUGGUCCUAGCGGGCGUGGCGUCCGUGGGCUACUUCCUGUGUCCGGAGAAGAUGGCCGGCAGUGGGCAGUGGGACUCCGCUCUGGUCAGGCAGUGGGUCAGUUUUGCGGAGAAUGAGGUCACUCCGGCUGCUUGUGCCUGGACCUUCCCUCUACUGGGAAUGCUUGAUCCCAACAAACAGGUUACGGAGCGUGCUCAGACAGAGCUGAAGAAGGUUUUGACUAUGCUGGACUCUUUCCUCAAACUCAGGACUUUCUUGGUUGGGGAGAGUUUGACCUUGGCUGACAUCACAGUGGCCUGCUCCCUGCUCCUGCCUUUCAAAUACGUGUUGGAGCCUGCUGUUCGGAAGCCCUUUGUCAAUGUGUCACGCUGGUUUGUGACGUGUGUCAAUCAGCCGCAGUUCAAGAAGGUGCUGGGAGACGUGAAGCUGUGUGAGAAGGCUGGGCAGGUAAAUCCAAAAACCAGCAGCCUGCAAUCAGGAGAACAGGUACCCAAAGUCCCAGGGCAGGAGGCCUCCGCUCCACAACCGAAAACCGAAGCCCAGCUGAAGAAAGAAGCCAAGAAGAGGGAGAAGAUGGAGAAGUUUCAACAGAAGAAAGAGAUGGAGCAAAAGAAACAGCAAUCCCAGACUGAGAAAAAAGCUAAACCUGAGAAAAAAGAAAAAAAGGAACUAGGGGUCAUAACCUAUGACCUCCCAACUCCGGCUGGAGAGAAGAAAGAUGUGCAGUGUGCAAUGCCAGACUCCUACAGUCCCCAGUAUGUAGAGGCAGCUUGGUACCCCUGGUGGGAGAAACAAAGCUUCUUCAAACCAGAGUACGGGCGGAAGAAUCUUUCUGAGCCAAACCCCAAGGGUGUGUUUAUGAUGUGUAUCCCUCCACCCAACGUGACCGGAUCUCUUCACCUUGGCCACGCCCUCACAAACGCCAUCCAGGAUUCGCUGACUCGCUGGCACCGAAUGCGGGGAGAAACCACCUUAUGGAACCCUGGCUGUGACCACGCUGGCAUUGCCACGCAGGUGGUGGUGGAGAAGAAGCUUUGGAGAGAGCAGAAGAAAAACAGACACGACCUGGGCAGAGACGCCUUCAUAAAGGAGGUGUGGAAGUGGAAGAACCAGAAAGGAGAUCGGAUUUACCACCAGUUAAAAAAACUGGGAUCCUCUCUAGACUGGGACCGAGCUUGUUUUACCAUGGAUACUAAAUUGUCCUACGCCGUGCAGGAAGCGUUUGUUCAAUUGCACGAGGAAGGGGUGAUCUAUCGGAGCAAGCGUCUGGUGAACUGGUCUUGCUCUCUCAACUCUGCAAUCUCCGAUAUCGAGGUAGAUAAGAAGGAGCUGACAGGUCGCACCCUCCUCCCUGUCCCAGGAUACAAAGACAAGGUGGAAUUCGGGGUUCUCGUCUCCUUCGCAUACAAGAUUGAGGGCUCUGAUGAGGAGGUGAUUGUCGCCACCACUCGUAUUGAGACUAUGCUUGGAGACACAGCCGUUGCAGUCCACCCACAGGACGCCCGAUAUCAGCACCUCAAGGGGAAGACAGUCGUUCACCCAUUCUGCGAUCGCAAAUUGCCUGUUGUGUUUGAUGAAUUUGUGGAUGUCAACUUUGGGACAGGUGCUGUGAAGAUCACCCCUGCUCAUGAUCACAAUGACUGGGAGGUGGGACAGAGGCAUGAUCUGGAGUUCAUCAACAUAAUAGAUGAGAACGGCUUCCUGAUCAACGUGCCCCCUCCAUUCCUGGGGAUGAAGAGGUUUGACGCCCGCAAGGCUGUGCUGGAGGCCCUGAAGCAGCGGGGGCAGUUCAAGGAGGUGAAGGAUAACCCAAUGGUUGUUCCUGUGUGCAGCCGCUCCAAGGACGUGGUGGAGCCCCUGCUCAAGCCCCAGUGGUACGUGAGCUGUGAGGAGAUGGGCAGGCAGGCAGCCGAGGCAGUGAGGUCAGGAGAGCUCAAGAUCAUCCCAGAGACACACCUCAAGACCUGGUUCAACUGGAUGGACAACAUCAGGGAUUGGUGUAUCUCCAGACAACUGUGGUGGGGUCAUCGCAUCCCAGCAUACUUUGUGACUGUCAACGAUCCCUCUGUUCCUCCUGGGGAGGACACAGAUGGAAAGUACUGGAUUAGCGGCCGCAGCAAGGAAGAGGCUCUGGAGAAGGCAGCGAAAGUGUUUGGAGUCCCAGCUGAGAAGAUCUCACUAAGACAGGACGAGGAUGUGCUGGACACCUGGUUCUCUUCAGGAAUCUUCCCUUUCUCCAUCUUCGGCUGGCCCAAUCAGACCCAGGACCUGCGUGUGUUCUAUCCCGGGACGCUGCUGGAGACUGGGCAUGAUAUCCUGUUUUUCUGGGUGGCCAGGAUGGUAAUGUUGGGUUUGAGACUGACCGGUAAACUACCCUUCAAAGAGGUGUAUCUCCAUGCAGUUGUGCGGGACGCUCACGGCAGAAAGAUGAGUAAAUCUCUGGGCAAUGUCAUUGACCCUCUGGACGUCAUCACUGGUAUUUCCAUUGAGGGCCUUCAUGCUCAGCUUGUUGACAGUAAUCUUGACCCAGUGGAAAUUGAAAAAGCUAAAGAAGGCCAGAAAUCGGACUACCCCAAUGGCAUCCCGGAGUGUGGCACUGAUGCCUUGAGAUUUGCCCUCUGUGCUUACACCAGCCAAGGUCGUGACAUUAACCUGGAUGUGAACCGGAUUCUGGGCUACAGACACUUCUGCAACAAGCUGUGGAACGCAACCAAGUUUGCAAUCCGAGUUCUCGGAGAAGACUUUAAACCUGUGGCCAAGGCUCAGCUGUGUGGCAGUGAGAGUCUUGCUGAUCGCUGGAUCCUGUCUCGCCUCUCUCUCGCGGUGCAGCUGUGCGACUCUGGCUUCAGGAGCUACGACUUCCCAGCAAUCACCACUGCCAUCUACAGCUUCUGGCUGUACGAGCUCUGUGACGUCUACCUGGAGUGCUUGAAGCCAGUGUUUGCAGGAAGUGAUGUUGCUGCCAUGAGCGUCUCCAGGAACACUUUGUACACCUGCCUGGACGCCGGGCUCCGCCUCCUCAGCCCAUUGAUGCCAUUCGUGAGUGAGGAGCUCUUCCAGCGGUUACCACGGAGAUCAGCGCAAGCCCCGCCCAGCAUCUGUGUUACACCGUAUCCAGAGGCCUCAGAGUUCUGCUGGAGGAGUGAGGAGACGGACAGGAAUAUGGAGUUCAUCAUGACCAUCAUCAGAACCAUCCGAUCCCUGCGAGCCGAUUACAACCUCACCAAAACCAAGGCUGACUGUUACCUGCAGUGUUUGGAUGCAGAGACUGUUGCUGUUGUGAAGCAAUACAGCCCCUAUAUCCAGACCCUGUCGUCCUCCCAGACUGUCAACACUCUGCAGAGUGGGGAGCCCCCUGCUGGCUGUGCUGUCGCUAUAGCAUCUGACAAGUGCACUGUCCACCUGCUGCUCAAGGGUCUGAUCGAUGCAGAGAAGGAGAUUUCGAAGCUGAGUGUGAAGAGAGGGGAGCUGCAGAAGCAGUUGGAGAAGCUGGCAGAGAGGAUGGGGAAGGCAGACUACAGGGACAAAGUGCCUCAGAAAGUGCAAGAGGGCGACGCUGAGAAGAUGAAGCAGAGUGAGACAGAGUUGCAGAAAGUCCAAGAAGCUGUGGAAAAUUUCAAACGGAUGCUUUAACCAAAAAAUUUCCAGGGACCCCGGAGGAGAACAGCGCCACUGCUGGAGCGGAGGAGAAAGUACACAUAAAUCAUAAAAUCAUAUAUAAAUCAACUGGGACAAGAUCCUAACAGUGCAAAACGAUACACCUUGCAAAAAAAAAAAAAAAAAAAAACAUUUUAAAAAUAAAAACUAUAGUCUGCUAAGCAUUGUUGUGUUGGUCUUCUGUAAUAAAAGGAAUAUAGGUCUUUUUAAACCCAAAUUUAUCCUUGAAAUUAAAUUGUAUGUAGGAUUUCUUAUUAGCUGCUAGUGCUAAUACGAGGUCAGUGAUAAUAGGCCCAGUUUUCCACUGUUCGCUCAUGAUUUAGCAUAUGGAAUUCAUUUAGCAAGGUCAAAGCAUCAUGCAUGUCCUGUUUCAUAUUUUAAAUGCUGCAUAACUUUAAUACUGGGGCAUUUUCAAUACUUAAUAAGGGAAAGUUUUAUAAAAAAAAUCCACUGAAUUUUAAUAGCGCUAAAAGAGAUGGUAGUUUAAAGUCUUGAUUAGAAGUCAUUAAAAAGGUGGCAUGUUGUAAGAGCUAAGAAAAUAAAGAAAUGCAUUUGAAAUUA
Messenger RNA from Acipenser ruthenus (sterlet), 4576 nucleotides. RefSeq names its product valine--tRNA ligase. Gene Ontology annotation, molecular function: valine-tRNA ligase activity; aminoacyl-tRNA deacylase activity; ATP binding. Gene Ontology annotation, cellular component: cytosol. The transcript has 30 exons. Bases 200 to 3991 code for a protein of 1263 amino acids. Gene Ontology annotation, biological process: valyl-tRNA aminoacylation. The record is from RefSeq and is a predicted model, not a curated record. NCBI's taxonomy places the organism in Eukaryota, Metazoa, Chordata, Actinopteri, Acipenseriformes, Acipenseridae.